Molecule: messenger RNA, 7783 nt
Organism: Pungitius pungitius (ninespine stickleback)
Lineage: Eukaryota; Metazoa; Chordata; Actinopteri; Perciformes; Gasterosteidae
Product: transmembrane protein 151A
Exons: 6
Coding region: 529-2484 (651 amino acids)
Source: RefSeq, a predicted model, not a curated record
CCUGCACCUUCGCGUUAAGCGCGUGCUCGUCAGCCUCUACCUCCGCGGCCGCAGCUCGGCUCCCCUUGCGCUGUCGGUCACGCGCCGCACUCGUGCACGUACGCGUGUUCGUAAAUGAGCAUCACGGGAGGCGGCGGCGGCAGCGGCAGCGGGAAAAGAAAAAAAAGAAGAGAAACCCGGUCCGGACGGGGAGGGCGACGGGCUUUGACUUCGGAUGCUUAGUCACGUUUUCGCCGUGACCGGAGAGGCGAAGGAUGGCGCGUGCAGAGGAGCAACGCUGAGCGGGUCGGCGGGAGAAGAUACGGGAAGGAAGCAGGGGGGGGGGCGUGGGGUGGUGACGUUAAAUCUGGAUUAGACGAUGCUCAUUUGCUGCAGGCCCCGCCAUCGCGAAACUGGAUCCCGAUUUGCAGCGGAUGGGGUGACCGAGCUCGCUGCUCCGCCGCGGAGGUCCCUGCCUUCGGACGCUACCGGGGUGGGAGCCGCCUGUGCCCGCUUCUGAGGAAGGGAAGGAGCGGCAAGAGGGGGAAAAUGCAGACGGAGGAGGAGACUGCCACCGCAGAAGAGCCCAUUUUGGAGGACGGGUCAGGACGAGAGCAGCAACGGCCGGUCCAGCAGUCUCUGGCCUCCUCCCUGUGUCGGGAGUCCCAUUGGAAGUGCCUCCUCCUGACCCUCCUCAUGUACGGCUGCUUCGCCACGCUCGCCUGGUGCGCCCUGUGUCGCGUACCCGUCCUCGGCUCCUCCUCCUCCGUGCCUCUCGGCGCCGCCGACGACGCCACCUCGGCGGCCUACUACAACGACAUCCUGCACCUGGAGAGCCCGUGCUCCAGCGGCUACGUCUACAUCCCCCUGGCCUUCCUGGCGAUGCUGUACGUGGUGUACCUGGUGGAGUGCUGGCACUGCUUCUCCAAAACGGCAAUGUUGGCACAUGCUGAAUUCCAGGAAGUGUACGAGCGUGUGCAGAGACUUCAGCAGGCCACGCCCUGCAUCUGGUGGAAGGCCAUCAGCUAUCACUACGUGAGGAGGACCAGACAGGUGACCAGAUACCGCAACGGAGACGCAUACACGACCACACAGGUCUACCACGAGCGGGUGAACACCCACGCCUCCAGUUCGGAGUUUGACUACGGUCGCUAUGGCGUCAAAGACGUAUCCAAGGAGCUGCUGGACCUGAAGCGGCACCCUGCUGUUCGCCUCCGUUUCACCAAGUGUUUCAGCUUCUCAAGUGCACGUGCAGAAGCUGCUUACCUUACCCAGCGAGCGCGCUUCUUCGGGGAGAACGAGGGACUUGACGACUACAUGGAGGCCAGGGAGGGAAUGCACCUGAAGAACGUGGACUUCCGUGAACACAUCCUGGCGUUCCCGGACCCCGCUCACCAGCCCUGGUUCUCUCGCCACAGGGUGUUCUGGCUGGCUUCUGUCUUCCUCCUGUCGUGGCCGCUGCGGGUCGUCUCGGAACAUCGCACGGCCUACGUGCACUACCAUGUGGAGAAGCUGUUCGGGGAGGACGAGGACGGCGGCGGCGGAGGAGGCGGCGGUGGAGGAGGAGGGCCAGGCGGCGGGGUCAGGGGGGAAGGGGUUGAAAGAGGGGCUGAGAAUGGAAUCCACCCGGGACUUGGCCUGAGCGGGACAAGUUACAGAGCCAUCUCCCGGGUCAACACGGUGGACAUGACAGAGCUGGAGUGGCACAUUCGCUGUAACCAGCAGAUGGUGCCGAGCUACUCCGAAGCCCUCCUCAUGGACUUGGACAUGAGUGGGGUCACGAACCCUACCGCCUCCACACCCAUCUCCGGGCCGACGAGCUCCACGACCCCCAGCCAGGGGAACAACCCGCCUCCUCUCGCUCUGCCCGUCGUGUUCAACUCUGGGUACCUCCUCCAGAGCUGCCCCCGAUGCCGGAGGACCACGUCGAGUUCCAGCCUUCCCUCCAGGCUACGGGCCCCCAUGGGAACCACGGCCCUCCUGAACGCUACCGUGGCAGGAAUCAGGGCAGCGGGACAGGGAGGGGGGGCUAUCGGGGGACGGCUGGUGCUCAGUCGGAGCGGGUUCUCUCUUGGGAGACUUGGAGGAGGGCGCCAGAACAGCCUGUUUCAUUCAAGAAGCAUGGGAGGGGGGCUGGGAGGGAGCAGGGAAGAUGGAGGGGGAAGUGGAGGGGGGGGAGGUGCGGGGGGAGGGGGAGGAUUUCUCGGUUUGGGCUCGAGACAGGACAACGAGGAGACGAGGGGAGUGCUCGAGGGAGAAGGUGACGACGAGGAGGAGGCAGAGGAGCAGCAGCAGCAGCAGGAGGAGGAGGAGAGGAGACGGGAGCAGGGAAGAGGGGGCCGAGAGAGGGAUGAAGAAGCAGAGCAAGACAGCGGAGGGGGCGGCGAGGUGAGGGAGGCUGACGGGGCAGGGAGGGAGCGUCCUCCAUCCUACCAAGACGCCUUCUUCUUCCCUGUCCUCAUCAUACACGGAGAGGAGAGCUGCCACGCCGGAGACGACAUGUGACGGCCGGUAAAAGAUCAGAGGAGGAGUGGACGAGAGAAGAUGACAUCGGGAGGGAACGGGAGAGUAAAUGAGAUUAGAGGAGAAAUCCGGUUGAAAAGAAAGUUGCUCGACGGCCUGCCAGCCACAGGAAGAAGAAAAGACAGGCAUAAGAUGAGCUGUGUGAGGACGGGAGUGAAUACUGUCAAAAACCCCAAUGAUUCAGAUCAGCGAGAUCCCAGAACAGAAAAUCUGAGUCCAUGAAAAUCUUUGAAACUGUAGACGUUGGUACACAGAGACGGUGAGAUGGACAGAGGGGACCGAUCGGAUGCUUAGGAGGAACGGAAAGACACAGGAAUGUCUAUUUCCAGAUUUAUCUAUGCAAGAGCAGGAGUGGGAGCAGUAACGGGUCUAAAGAUAGCAGAUUGGAGAGUCUCCAAACAAGCUGAGUGGUAGUGGGUAUUUUUCUAGAAAGAAACCGAGUUGGAAGCAGAGGAUACAACUGGUUUUAACUACUUGCAACUGGUUAACAACUGGUUAUGCUUUCAGCUCUGGUUUUGAUAAAAAUCAAAAUAAAUGGAGGACAAAAAAAUAUGACACGUUAAAAAGACAAAUGGGUUACAAAAUGUAGAAAGGUAGAGCAAUAUAGACAAAGACGUGCUUUUGGCAAGGUGAAUGUAAAAAAAAAAGUUUCCAAGAAUGUUGGAGCACAGAAACACAGAAGUAGAACACAAAACAGACCACGAAACAGUUAAUAAAAUGAUCAACUCAAGAGUAGUAGACAACAAUACGACCUUGAAUCUAAUCAGGCAAUCCCCGGAAACAUUUCAAAUACUUUCCCAUAGGUUCCAAUGACGUGUUUCUCACGGCGUCAAAGAGCCCACUACAAAGCUUCCCGCCGUUUAACCAUCAACCGCCACGGUGGAACCAAAAAGGGUAUUCAUUGAUUUCCUUCCUCCCCUUCAUGCUCACCAUUAGCUUCCACACCACUCUCCAUCCAUUACUGGUACGGAGUUGAUAGAAAAAAGGGUCAGAUGAAGGCUCCCUCUUCCGCUCUGCUCCGCCCCCCCCCCCCCCCGCCUCCAUUUGCUCACGUCUCCGUACCCGGUGCAAGAGCAGUGUAAUUCUGAGCAGCACCUAUUUCAUUUUGUCACUACUAGUUGGACUCAAAAUCUUUGCAAUCUGCACUUUGUGUGCUAGAAGGUGGGAGGGCGUGGUACCGAAAUAGAUUGACGGCAUCCCUCGUUAACUUCUCUCUCCUCUCUUCCACUCCUCCCAUGUCCUUUUUUCCUUAAGUGGCGGUUAUGCGAUACACCUCUCUCUGCUACUCGGAUCCGAUUUCAUCUCAGCUCAUCCCACAUAGCUCAUCUCCUCUGGGCCGGAGGUUUCUCCUCCAGGAUCACAUUGUGUUAAUCCCACAUAAAGCUACGACAAAUAUUGUCAGAGAAACCGAGUGAACGAAUAAUACGAGACUGAAUCGCGUUAGACAUGUAGACAUGAUAUUUUGCCUUUUAAAGAUUCAGGAAGGUGGCUCACACAGGGAGAGGUUUUCACACAAAGCAGUCAAAAAGUUGAGCUAAUUUCUUUAAGUUAUGCCUGUGUAGUUGUGCUCGAGUUGUAAACAUUUGUACCCAAAGAUAGGCUUCCACAAUGCAAAGGGGAAAAAAGUAUCAAUUAACUAUAUAUAUCACAAUACUGGAUGUGUUUAGGCAUGAAAAAACCCCACCUCUAUCUCAUUGCAUGGGAAGUCGAGCUAUCCGCCUAAUGAAAAAAAAGCGAAACCACACACACACACACACACGCGAGAACAAAUCAGACUUUGGAUGGCUUUGUGCCAACAGCGAAAUUGGCCAGAAACAUGGCCGCAGCAACUCGCUACGUGUCGCUGCCCGUAGAGAAGCGUGUGACUCAACAGCCGCAAAAAUGAUCAGACAGCCUAAAUGUAGAUUAAAACACACACGGAGAGACCGGAUCUCGUGGGGGAUUAACUCCCGCUUUGUGAGUCUUGGUAUAUUUUUGGUUCCGCGAGAGACAUCGACGACUCCAGCGUCAGUGCGUAUUUAUAUUUCACCAAGCACACUCGGCACGAGGCAGUGACAGCAGGCAGCCGUCCACUCCGGGCCUCUGGCCUCCUCCUCCUCCUCCAUCCGCUCCGCCAUGGACCCAAAAAAACAAACAAAAAAAAAGCACACUCGCCGAAUGAGGUCGGAGAGAAAUGUCUCCCGCGAGGAGCAUCCUUGAAAGCGGGCGCAAUAGAUCCACAUGUUGACGAGGGAACACGCAGACGUGGAUGAUGGAGCGACAGCAUCCAGGCCGGAUUCAGCCAAGGCGUCGGGGUUUGUGUGCACCGGACGCACGUGCACGCACACACAGAUUUUGUAUCCACCUAAGGAAUGGAGUAUUUAAUAGAAGGAAGGUGACUGAGGAGAUAAAAGCAACAAGGACAUGUGUUUCUAUGUGACUGGGGAACUGGAUCCGGCAAAAAAGGAAAAGAAAUGAAGAAAAUGUGAGAAAAUUAUUUUUUACAGCUAUUUGUCAUUAUCUCAGACUCGUGGAUGAAAUUGUCUCCGUUGACGUCUCCUUCACAAAAAGAAGCACUGGAAUGCACUGGCCACGCGUGUGGCUACAUUUGGUUGUGUUGCUUUCACACAGUUUCCAUCACUGCUGUUAAUUUGUUUUGUAUGUUGUUUCUUUGUCCAUAUCGUCUGCAGCUUGGAUUUGCAUUCACGUGUAGUGAGCUCCCAUUUAAAAUGGGAUUGCUUUCACAUGUCUGAAAUUCAAUUUGUUAUUUGCUACUUUUAUAUCUUCUGCAUACUCGAGUAUACAUUAUUUCAGGUUGUUUAAGUAAUGUCUAAGAUUCAAAUGGUUUUAUAAGCUUGAAAAAUGUCUUUAUUUUCUUUGAUCUGCAGGCUUCUGGUUCUGAGUUGCGUAGGGUGAACCCAUGAACCCAGUUUAUUGUUUAUUUGUUUAAUUUAUUUCAUGCAGAGGCAUAUCUCAUUCAUGUGACGUCAAUACAUAUUUAACACUGUGUUUUAUUAUCUCGAAGUGUGUCCUCAGCCGCCUCAGGUGUGCCAAGAGAACUUUGUGCCCAUGAUGUCUUACACGAAUGCACUCAUGCGCGCUUGCAUGCUCAGCCAUUAUAACAGUUUAUAUUAGACUAGACAUUAAUCCAAUGCCCAUAGUAGCCCCUAGCAUACAGAGUCUUAACACACACACACACACACACACACACUGAAAGCAUGGAGCAUUCCUGUUACGUUGCCUUUGUGUCUGACAUUGCCAACUUUUCUGCUCAGGAUUUCAGUUUUGCGCUGCAUUCCUGUCAACACGAGCUGUCUUUUCACACAUGACAUCAAUCAUGCCAAAGCUAUAAAGAAAUGAAAAAACAAAUGCCUGAGCUUACACACAUGCACAUAGACAACAGCAGCUGGGACAAGUGGUCCAUACGUACGGUCAUAUGAUCUGUGCUGGAGGAGGGGAGGGGGGGGGGCUGCAGCAUCAAACAUUAAUACACAACGGGACAAAGAGGUGGCUUUACUAAGGAGCGAAAUAUAAAAGGGUGGCAAAACGCACAGGUGCAGCUUAAGUGAAUCCACCCUUAACGUGUCUUAAACAUUGUGGCACGUUUGGCUGAACUUUGCAGGCUGGGUUCCUGUCCACUAGGUGGCGACAAAGCGCUGCGGGUUGGAGGGUAAAGAAAGCUGUGGGCCACCCUCCUCUCUGAGUGUUUUCGGCAUGUCCCGCGUCUGCACACAGCCGGUCGGCGAUGUUUAAGAAGCGCCACCUACGACAUCACCGAUGGAGGCCUGGGCCGAGGCGCUGCGGACCCCCCGGCGAGCGGUGCGUUUCCAUGUGAUUGUGCAUCUAUCGUCACUGAUCAAGAUCAUUUCCCUUUGACUGUGACUGAAUGUUUUUGCAAAGCAAUAUUGCCCUUAUCCGUGCUUGGUGGCUGCACAUGUAGAUGUUGCUGAGCAGCUUUCUGAUCUUAUAACCACGAGCAACGGGAGCUUCCGACAUUAAAAUGGCAGCACUGUUAGACAAAGACUCAUUAUUCGGCUGUGUCGCCUUACAUGACACAAACCGCAAAUUGAUAAAGAAUAUGGCGGUUUGGUUUGUGAUCAACAUUUUGAAGGUAAAAAAAAAAAAAGACCACUCUAAAAUACACAUCUGUCCUAUUGUGCCCGCCAGCAGCUUCUUUGUCUUUAUUGAACACGUAGCUCUGCUCUUGUUUCCCACAUUUGUAUCAACAUCAUCACCUGACUAUCUUAUAAAAUGCUUAUAGCAAUUACGACCGAUGUAUUGUUGUCAAUACUGUUACUGUUUUCAUACCGAGUUUGUCAACACUGUAAAAAAAAAAAAAAACAUGUUUAGUGUUGGUUUGACGUGAAAUCACAUGGUUUCCUGCUGUUUUCCAGUUUGAGAUGCUCAGAAGCACUUGGUCUAAUGUGGAUACUGCGAUCUAUCAGGUAACCAAUACAAACACGGGGAUAUAUUGACUGUUCAACUCACAGCUACUGUAAUGCAUACCAAGUAAAAAAUGACCAAAGGCCGCAUUCAGGGUGUUCUCUUGACUUUAUAAAACUUCCAGUGCUGAGAAUUGCAUCAUCCUAUAUGACGAAUGCGUCAGUAGGAGCUCUUUUGAGUGGAAACCAAUCCAUUUGUGUCGGUAUGAUUUGCCCUUUCCGAUAUUCAGUGUCUGGGUCAGGACUGAUUGGAUGAUUGGGUGUCAAAUUAUUGGUUAGGGUUAGGUGGUAGGAAUGCAAUGAAUCAAUUAAAACCUUGCUUAAACAUGUUCUGUGUCAACCUUCUUGUUGAGUUAGACAAAUAGCGUUUUUGUUAAAAAGGUCAAACCCCUGAGGCCGAGGUCGCUCGGCUCCAGAGAUUAAUCCCCUCACGCUUCCGGAUGCUCAUUUUCUCUCCCCCGCUAAAUAUUUAAUGCCACUGGAUUACCUGUGAGCUGUUACCACGAUGUAGCUGUUAUGUACAUGCAGCCUCUACGGAGUUCAAACAACAACAAUGUGCACACGCAAACGCAGUGUUGUCUUACACUCGGCCACGUAUAACACCAGGAGCGGGGGGGCUUCCGUUCGAAGCAAAAUGUCUGCGCUAAUUCACGUGUAACUGGAAAAUGACACUGUCAAUAUCACACCAGAUUACAGCUGUUGUCACUGGCCCAUUUAAGACAGUGUAAUUAUUUCAUUUGACGCUGAAGCUAAUGGAGCUGGUGGCAAUAACGCUGUCAACUGAUGCGGUCCAGGUGAUGAUGGUGAGAAUGAAUUUACAUGGAAGACACAAAUAAAGUCAAUCUGCUUGGUAAACCAUG